AUUUGAAAUGAACAGUUCACUCGUGGAAGGUUAUAAAUGAAGGCAGCUUUACAACAAAGGCAAAGAAACAUAGUCAUGGAAGUAGAAAACACACUACACAUGAAGGUUGGCGAUGGAGAAUCAAGCUACGCGAGUAACUCAUUUCUUCAGGAAAUUGUCAUACGGAAAACACUGCAUGUUUUAAAGCAUACAAUCAAGGGAAUGGUUAAUCUUGAAACGGCCUUCAGCAAAGUUUUCGUAUUAGCAGAUUUAGGAUGUGGCACCGGCACAAAUACACUAUUGCUUGCAUCUAUGGUUAUUGAUUUAGUCCUUGAGCUCUGUAAAGAAAUUAAUCUUAAAACACCACAAUUUCAAGUCUUCUUAAAUGAUCUUUUUGGAAAUGAUUUCAAUACCAUUUUCCAAUUGUUACCGAAGUUUAGAGCAAACCUUAAGAAGGAGAAGGGAGAGAAUUUUGGGUCUUGUUUUGUUUCAGCUAUUCCAGGCUCCUUUUAUCGCAGGCUCUUUCCAGAUGAAAGCUUACACCUUGUUCACUCCUCUUAUUCUGUUCAUUGGCUUUCUCAGGUACCUGAAGGCAUUGAAAACAACAAAACAAAUAUAUACAUGGCAAGAACAAGUCCUCCCAAUGUGUUUGAAGCAUAUGGAAAGCAAUUUCAUACUGACUUUAUAAAGUUUUUAGAACUUCGUGCCAAAGAAGUAGUACGUGGUGGGUGCAUGGUUUUGACAUUUCUUGGUCGGAGUAGUGCUGAUCCAACCACUGAUGAUGGUUGCCGUCUUAUGGAGCUAUUAGCACAAUCACUUCUAGAUAUGGUCAAAGAGGGGCUGGUCGAAGAAUCAUUUAUCAACUCAUUCAAUCUCCCCCAUUAUUCCCCAUGCGAGGAUGAAGUCAGGAAAGCUAUUCACAAUGAAGGCUCCUUUUGUCUUAAUACCUUUAAUGUUUUUCAAGGUAACUGGGAUCCAUAUGACACUGACUACACAAAUUUGGUAGAUUUGAAUGACCAGAUCAGCCACAUCCAUGCCAAAAACUGUGCUAAAGCUCUCAGAGCUGUUAUGGAACCGUUGUUGACAUCUCAUUUCGGAAAUUUGAUAAAUAUUGAUGUGUUAUUUCAGAAGUUGCAAAUGCAUGUGGCCGAAGAUCUAGCAAACAAGAAAACUAGAUACUUUAAUAUAGCCAUUUCAUUGUCUAAAAAAUGAGCUAUCAUGUUAGAUUAGUCACUUGGCUGUUUUAAAUCACUCAACUGAUUUUUAUUUAUUUUUUCUUCUUUUUGUGAUUUUUGUAUUUUGUUGUUUAUUUCUUAUUUGUAUUUUUCUCA
Messenger RNA from Lactuca sativa (garden lettuce), 1310 nucleotides. RefSeq names its product S-adenosyl-L-methionine:benzoic acid/salicylic acid carboxyl methyltransferase 3. The record is from RefSeq and is a predicted model, not a curated record. Gene Ontology annotation, molecular function: methyltransferase activity. Lineage: Eukaryota; Viridiplantae; Streptophyta; Magnoliopsida; Asterales; Asteraceae.